UUCCAAAAAAAAAUUCAAUACAAGUGAAAUAUAAACAGUAAAUGCAAUUUCUUUAUAAAUGGAUCUUGUUUCAUCAACUAGUACAUCAUAACAACCACACCAAUAGCUAGAGUAUAGCUCUCCCUAGUGAAAGUGCUUAGUCAAACUACUUAACAAAAAAUGGGCUCAUUAAUUGAAGUAAAAAAUGAGGCUAAGGUUCAUGUAGUUUGUGUCCCAUUUCCCGCACAAGGUCACAUAAGCCCCAUGUUAAACCUAGCCAAAUUACUCCAUACCAAAGGCAUCCAUAUAACCUUUGUCAAUACCGAGUUUAACCAUAGUCGGUUUCUAAGGUCAAGGGGUCCGAACUUCCUAGAUGGCCUCCCAUCGUCUUUUCGAUUUGAGGCCAUCCCAGAUGGCAUACCACCCUCGGACCCCGAUGCAACCCAAGAUGUCCCAGCCAUGUUCCAUGCUGUUUUAAAUUAUUGUCUUGAGCCUUUCAAGAAACUUCUAGUAAGGCUUAAUGAUGAAGAAGGUACACCUCGUGUCACGUAUAUUUUAUCGGAUUGUAUCAUGCCUUUCACUCAAGAUGCCGCACGAGAGGUUGGGGAUUUGCCUGUGGUUCUUCUAUGGACUGCUAGCGCUUGUGGGUUCUUGGGUUAUGCUCAAUAUCGACCUCUUCUUGAGAAGGGCAUUGUGCCUUUCAAAGAUCCUAAUUUCCUAACAAACGGCUGCUUGGACACGAUUGUUAAUUGGGUCCCUAGCAUGGAAGGCAUACGGUUAAAAGAUAUCCCAAGCUUCAUUAGAACCAUGAAAGAAGAUGAUAUAUUGCUUUAUCUCUUGAUGAUUUCUGUAGAAAAAUCUUGCAAAUCUUCAUCACCAGUAAUUUUCAAUACUUUUGAUGCAUUGGAACAAGAUGUUCUCAACGACAUAUCCAAAAUAAUGGUUGGUCCUACGUACACCAUUGGACCGUUACAUUUUCUAAUAAAACAAAAUAUAAACCAACUUGAAAAUAAUAAUGGUGAUUGUGGGAUCAAGUCUCUAAGGUCUAAUCUUUGGAAAGAGGACAAGCAUUGCCUUCAAUGGCUCGAUUCGAUGAAGCCAAAUUCCGUGCUGUAUGUAAGUUUUGGGAGCAUCACAACCAUGACAAAUGAAAAUCUAGUAGAAUUCGCGUGGGGGCUAGCAAAUAGCAAACACCCGUUUCUAUGGAUAGUUAGACCGGAUAUUGUAACAGGUGAUUCCGCAAUUCUUCCAUCAGAUUUUUUAGUUGAAACGAAAGAUAGGGGGAUGUUAGCUAGUUGGUGUGAUCAAGAAAAGGUGUUAAACCACCAAGCCACGGGUGCUUUCUUAACACAUUGUGGAUGGAACUCGACUCUUGAUACUAUAUGUGGAGGAAAGCCUGUGCUUUGUUGGCCAUUUUUCGCCGAGCAACAAACUAAUUGUUGGUAUUUUUGCAACAAAUGGGGCAUGGGCAUGGAGAUAAACAAAGAUGUUAAGAGGGAUGAGGUUGAGAGGCAAGUGAUUGAGUUAAUGGAAGGUAAAAAGGGUGAAGAAAUGUGUAAGAAUGCAUUGAAGUGGAAAAAAUUGGCAGAAGAAUCAACAAUGCCUACUGGUUCAUCAUGCUUGAAUCUGGAACAAUUGAUGAAUCAAGUGUUUAUUCCACUGAAAAACUGAAAAAAUGACCCUGAUUAGAUUUAUGAAAGUAUUACUUCUAGUUCUUUAUCUUAUUUUUAUGAUAUUGUAUUAAGGUAUGCUUGGAUUAGAGGUAAUUUAAUGAAUUGUGUGUUUGUAUGUAGAGGUGUCAAUUCGGAUA
Molecule: messenger RNA, 1789 nt
Organism: Chenopodium quinoa (quinoa)
Lineage: Eukaryota; Viridiplantae; Streptophyta; Magnoliopsida; Caryophyllales; Amaranthaceae
Product: 7-deoxyloganetin glucosyltransferase-like
Exons: 2
Coding region: 160-1650 (496 amino acids)
Molecular function (GO): UDP-glycosyltransferase activity
Source: RefSeq, a predicted model, not a curated record